Molecule: messenger RNA, 1483 nt
Organism: Entrophospora candida
Lineage: Eukaryota; Fungi; Glomeromycota; Glomeromycetes; Entrophosporales; Entrophosporaceae
Source: the annotation of a GenBank genome assembly
AUGUAUUGUCUUGAUUGAUGAAUAUGAUCAUCCUCUUGAUAUUGCACAUCACCAUGGGUAUUAUAAAGAAGCUUGUAGCUUCUUUGCUACUAUACUUGGAAUGCUUCUCAAGGAUAACAAUGAAAAUUUAGAGAAAGCCCUCCUUGCUGGCAUAUCUUGUGUUGCUAAAUCGGGAUUCUUGUCAGGGCUUAACAAUGUGAAGGUGUUUCCGAUGCAUGAAGAAAAGUAUGCAGACAAAUUCAGAUUUACAGAGGAUGAGGAUUCUCUUAUUAUUCAAUAUCACAACCUGGAAACCCAUCUGAAAGAAGUCAAACAAUGGUAUGGUGGCUAUGAGGCAGGAAAUUGUAUUCAUAUCUAUAAUCCCUGGUCAAUCAAUUCUUUUGUUAUUAAAAAGGUUUUUGAGCCGUACUGGAUCAAUACAGGUGGCAUGGUAAUAAUCAAAAAAUUACUUUGGCGUUCAUCUGAAAAAGUUCAAGACCAGGUAGCAGAAUUGCUUUUGAAGGGUGCAAUUAAGGUAUUGCAAAUUCCAAAUAAAGAGGUAGAAAUGGAAUGGCAGGACUGGCUGCAAGUGAAGUGUCCGUACACAGUGAACUCCCUGCUGGAUAUGUUAUUACAAGGCGAUCUUAAAAAUUUCAAAGUAUAUCUUCCAAAAAUAGUCAUGGAGAUUCUUUCCUGCUUUGAUGUUGCUGACAAUCAAGCAGAGUUUGGAUAUCACCUUUUCAUGAUCGGCUUGCUCUCUCAGGUACAAUUUCAUGGCUAUAGGUUAAUGUCAAACAAAGAGGAAGGUUUGGGACGUUUCGACUUGAAAAUCGAACCAGUGGGAAAUAAUGUAGAGUUUGAAACAUCAAUAAUUAUGGAGUUCAAAGCCAAUUCUAAGGAGGGAUUAGCACAGAUAUUAGAGAAAAAAUACCAUUCUGGUAUUCCCACAAGAUCUACAAAAUUAGUGGAGUGUGGAAUCGCUUUUCAAGGAAAGCAGGCAUGUGUGUCGAGUAGAGUUCUUCACAAGGAGGGAUAUUUAAAUGAAGACAAGGAAAAUAACCCUGAAGAAAGGUGCCAAAAUACUGGUCAGGCUGAAAUGAAACAGCAAAACAAAUUUAAUAAAUCCAAACAAUUAAGUCAAGAACAAACAACUUGUUACUUAUCGUACUUGCUUCUUAACUGUUUAAAAACGUCAUCUUGUUCAAUCACUAAUCUUGAUGCGAAAAAAUUGAAAACAACUGCCAAAGGAGAUUUUAGUUGGCUUUCUCAAUAUAUUAUAGAUGCUCUUGGUAUUUCUGACAGAGAAAAAUUAAACAACCACAAAAAACAAAAAGAAAUUUCAAAUAUGAAAAAGGAUGAUGAUGAUGUAUUAUUAGGUGGAUUGAAUAGCAAGAAUAACAUUAAUGAAGAAAUCUCUAAGGAUUUAUUACUUGAAAAAAAUUAUGAAAAAAAAAGGUUAAAAAAAAAGAAUAUUUUAAAACCAAUUAAUCAAGCACUUAAAUGA